AUGGCUAUCUUAAAACCACCUGAAGGCGUGAACAAGCUCCCAGUGGAAACACAGGUGGAACGUGUCACAUGCUUUACACUUCUGGUUUAUGAUCUACUGACUACCUUCGGAGAGGAGGUUGAAUAUUUCUGGUCCGGUCCAUGGAGUUUAUCCCGGGUUUUGUUUUUCUUGAACCGAUACCUUCCACUUGUCGCCAUGAUGGGUUGUCCUGACAUUUAUCUGGUUUCGGACAUCGAAGACCAACGAAUGUUGCUCUGUUUGGGGCCGGGAUACCAGCUCAGGUGCACUCAUUGGAUCCGCGCUGCAUUUGAACUUUCCAUAAUCGCAAUCUGCGUCAACCAAGGAAUUCUCCUCCUCCGUGUGUGGUACAUGUACUCUCAUAGUGCCAUUGCGCGAACGGUUGCAUGUUUCAGCUAUGCAGCAUGCGUUGUAUCAUCCCUCACAAUGAUGGGCUUGAGCCUUCCAUUCCUGCAGUCAACCACGGAAUCUCUGCAGCUUCAGCGGCAGAUAACAACCAUUCCAGGAUGUUCUGCGCCUUCACCAUCGAUAAUAUGGACAGUUUUCGUUCCAAGUACCAUCAUCCACAUGAUCUUGUUUGGAUUCACGAUCACACGAAUUAUGAAGGUCUCUCGUGACUUGCGGAUGGAUCAAUUGAUGCAACGUUUGGUACGAGAUGGUGGCCUUGUCUUCUUCGUCUCGAUGGUCGGUGCUCGUUUGACCAAAGAUCCUGUCCUAGCGAUCAGCGCAGUUGCAGUAUCUCGGCUUAUGCUCAGCAUACACUCCCUCGCUGGGAAGUUGAAAAUCGAUCAAAAUUGGUUAUUCAACCCGUCUGAGCUCAGUAGGGUAAGGUGGUGGGCCGUCUCUAGUGAUUAUGGCCGGAGCAUUGUAGUCGAGAUGGACACACAUGAACCAGUAGCACAAAAGGAACAUGGUCAAAUAGCCAGGGACACUAAGCGAGGAGUAAUAGUUAGUGAUGUCCCUACUGUGAUAUGCUGGAAAGCGUGCUGGAGGAACAGAGAACUAAGGGCCGUGGCUAAGCCAGGGUGA
This is a messenger RNA of Suillus plorans, 1047 nucleotides long. RefSeq lists its product as uncharacterized. The transcript is spliced from 12 exons. The record is from RefSeq and is a predicted model, not a curated record. The coding region runs from base 1 to 1047 and encodes 348 amino acids. Lineage: Eukaryota; Fungi; Basidiomycota; Agaricomycetes; Boletales; Suillaceae.